UAAAAUAAUCUAGAAGCAAUAAUGGGUCAUUAGCAUAUUUAAAAAUUCGUGUUCAGCAUGCACGUCGUGGUGUUGAAGUUUCGCGGUAUGAUCAGACUCUAUCAAAAUGCUCUUGUCCGGCGACCGUAUUUAAUGCAAGCUAUCCAAAGUGGAGCGUUAAUGGGAGCCGGCGACUUAAUAUCACAGACAUUAAUAGAAAAAAAACCAUUAAAGGACCUUGAUUACAAGAGAACAUGUCAGUUUGCAUCUAUAGGCCUUUUUGUCGGUGGUCCAGCACUUCGGGUCUGGUAUGGAGUGCUACAAAAGUACAUAGGGAAACAGGGCAAAGCAGUUGCUCUUAAGAAAGUAUUUGUUGACCAAGCUAUAUUUGCCCCAUCAUUCCUCUUCAUGAUCCUUGCAACGGUGGGCACUAUGCAGGGCAAGAACUGGGACACGGUGCAAACUGAGAUUAAGGCUAACUAUGUUGAUGUGUUAAAGACAAAUUAUUUAAUUUGGCCGUGGGUGCAACUUGUAAAUUUUUAUUAUGUACCACUACAAUAUCAAGUUCUUAUUGUCCAGGGUGUUGCAUUGUUUUGGAAUACAUAUUUGUCUUGGAAGACCAACAGACAACAAUAAGGUAGUCAUG
Cydia amplana is the source of this 625-nucleotide messenger RNA. It is a transcript of the gene Mpv17, whose product is annotated as protein Mpv17. Gene Ontology annotation, cellular component: cytoplasm; membrane; mitochondrion. The transcript is spliced from 2 exons. NCBI's taxonomy places the organism in Eukaryota, Metazoa, Arthropoda, Insecta, Lepidoptera, Tortricidae. The coding region runs from base 58 to 615 and encodes 185 amino acids. The record is from RefSeq and is a predicted model, not a curated record. Gene Ontology annotation, biological process: cellular response to reactive oxygen species.